AUGAAUGAAACUACAGACAAACUUAACUCUUCUCUUAUUCUUCCUUUCAGCAAAGAUUAUGAAUUCUGUUCAAAUGGUGUGUAUUUCUAUUGUGGAAAGAUGGGUUCAGGUAAGACAUUUAACCUCAUUCGUCAUAUACUCAUAACAGAGCGUUUAGGAAACGACU
This is a messenger RNA of Trichomonas vaginalis G3, 166 nucleotides long. RefSeq lists its product as uncharacterized. NCBI's taxonomy places the organism in Eukaryota, Parabasalia, Trichomonadida, Trichomonadidae. The annotation marks the transcript as partial. The transcript has a single exon. The record is from RefSeq and is a predicted model, not a curated record.